ACACUCUCUGACACAAACCUCGAUUCCCAAGAAGACCAAAUUCCGCAUUCCCCGACAAAAAGGCAAAUUAUGGAUCCCCGGAAAUUGUCAGCUUUAGUCUCUUCCCUUGUCUCUCAACUCCUCUUAUUGCUUCCCAUUUUCUUCAAUUCCACCCAUUCCAAUGAUUUCGUUUCCGAUAGGACCCUCUUUUCCGUUCUCAACUAUCUGCUGUCGUCGCAAGAAAUAGCCGCUUCUCUCUCCUUCGUUUCUGUUUCCAGGAAACGGAAGAGAACCCAAUGUUCAGAAUCUGAUUCUGAGCCCAUCGUUGAAGACAGGGACCCCGAACUCGGACAUCGACUCGGCGAUGACCGAGUCAGACUCGGCUUGACUCGGGAUCCUGACUUGUUCAAAGCCUGCUUUAGAAUGAAAUCUUCCACCUUUGAGUGGCUCGCUGGAUUGCUCGAGCCGCUGCUAGAGUGCCGUGACCCGGUUGGUUCACCGUUGAAUCUAUCGGCUGAGUUGCGGCUCGGUAUUGGUUUAUUCAGGUUAGCCACGGGCUCAAGUUACCCCGAAAUCGCUCAAAGAUUUGGGGUUUCCGAGUCAGUAACUCGUUUCUGUGCUAAACAUUUGUGCCGCGUUCUUUGCACCAAUUUUCGAUUUUGGGUUGCGUUUCCUAGUCCAGAGGAGCUAAAGUCAGUGUCUUUAUCUUUUGAACAAUUGGCGGGUUUACCAAAUUGUUGCGGAGUUAUUGACUGCACUAGGUUCAAUAUUGUAAAUGAAAACAAUGGAAGCAUCGACAGCGUUGCUGCUCAGAUAGUGGUAGAUUCAUCAUCAAAAAUCUUGAGCAUUGUCGCUGGUUUUAAGGGAGAUAAGGGUGAUUCUAGAGUCCUUAAAGCUUCAACUCUGUAUAAUGAUGUUGAGGAAGGGAGGUUACUUAAUUCAAGUCCAGUGCUUGUUAAUGGAGUGGCUAUAAAUCAAUAUUUGGUUGGUGACGGAGGGUACCCUUUGCUUCCUUGGUUAAUGGUACCUUUUGUUAAUGUGGUUCCCGGGUCGAGUGAAGGGAAGUUCAAUGUGGCACAUAGUGCAAUGCAUGUUUCAGCAUUGAAAACUAUUGCUAGUUUGAAGAAUUGGGGAAUUUUGAAAAAACCAAUGGAGGAAGAGCUCAAGGCUGCGGUUGCAAUAAUUGGGGCUUGUUCGAUUCUGCAUAAUAUUUUGCUUAUGAGAGAGGAUGAUUCUGCAUUGUGUGAAUUGGUGGGAGAUUACUUGGUGCAUGAUCAGAGCUCUCAGUGCUAUGGGGAAGCUAGCUUGGAGGAGAAUUCAACAGGGAAAGAGGCUUCUGUUAUUCGAGAUGCAUUGGCCACAGAAGCUAGAGAAGCUCAUGUUUCAAGUUUAGGACGGGAACCCGGAGAUUCAGUAUAAUUGCAGUUCAAUUGGAUUGCUCGAUGCAGAGUCUAAAUAUUGCUGAAUUUCGACCAUUCAUGAUUCAACAAUUUUGAAAUAGGUAAUUGACAAUUCUUUUGCUCAUCUGAAAUAAAAAUAACGACAUCUGGAUUAGAGAUUUUUACUUCCCGGCAUUACUCCUGUCACUAAGGACUCUUUCCCUUUGUCUCUUAUUUAUUUUUGUCUACCAAUUGAUUUUUUGAAGAUGGAAUCUAUUUCAGCAUCCUCCAUAGAUAUCAUAGGACAAUGUAAGGAAUUCUUUUGUCCGAUUGUUGUAGGUUGGAUGGUAGCUAUUUUAAUCCAAUAGAAAGCAUGUUCCUUCUUUUCUAGUGCAACAAGUCUUUUCCUCUCAACUGAGAAGUCAAAUGGUAGAUUAUGAAUGACACAUUGCCAAGUAAGAGACAUGGUUCCUUGUAAAGACAUAAAGGAAAAUAUGGAUAAUUGUAAUGGUUAUAGAUUGCUCUAAAGCAAAAACAUGAUAAGCUGUGACCUUGGUUUAACUGAAAUAUGUUAUAAGAUGGAGAGAAUUUGGCAUGGUCAACUCAUCUCUUGCAAUCAGUUUUCUCUGGUGGGUGUGCUUGAACACAAACCCAUAGGGAAAUGUAGCUUCCAGUGCCUCCACUCCUUGACCAUUAUAGGGUUUUAUACCAAAUGGGGUGACUCUGCAAUUCCAGAACCACAUCCAGCAGUGUAUUGCUCUAGAAUACAAUUCAAUUUUGGGAUGAAUACUUGCAAAAUGUUUAUUGGACGUUUGUUGCUUAAAAAUAUCACAUCUUUGCAUAUUUUUCAAUUGCCAAAACCUCACGUCUCGCAUCUGAAGUCUCAAGAAAACUUGAAACGCCUCUGUUUUGAUGUACUUGAAGUUUGGCUGUAUGAUUAUGUAGCUUACCAGUAGCUGUUAAGCUUCUAAUUCCUCUCAAAAUUAACUUCAAGUUAACUUGGGUUUCUGCUAUCAUCUUCUAUCUUCCCAGUAGAGGUUUUAAAAACCAGCAUUCUUCAUGAUUCCAUAUACCAAUCAAUCAAAAUCUCAUAGAUUUUGCUGUAAUGAAAUAAAGUUUGGAACUGAUGAAUAGCGAGAAAAGCAGUGUAAUUUUAUGGAUCAGGCUGCAGCUAGAGCAUUUCUGAUUGUGGAUGAUCAUAUUAUGAGAGAAAACAUGAUUGCCAACUGAUACGGCAGCAAGUGUAAGAACACUGGCGCAAAUAGGGGAGCGUAUUUUGACCCAAAGCGUAGGCCAUUGUUGCUGGAAAGUUUGUGGUCUUUGUUUCAAGCUAUACUCUGGCGGAGUCAAAGUCUGUUUUGGCUACAAAGAAAGACUGCAUGAACUGAGAGUUUAUUUCCAUUAACAUGAUCUCUAACGUAAGACUUUGUCAACUCUUUCAAUGAUCUGGCGUCUGGAAAUUGAGGAAUAACCAUACCUCCCAAGCACCUCAGCUUUGCUUUUCCUAUGCUUAAACUGUACUCCUGUCUUUUGAGAACUCUCCAUAGAUGAUUAUAUAUGUAUAUUUAUGCACACCCAGAUUGGCUUCUCUUCAAGAGCUCCUUCUUUUCUUUUUUUUCGUUUUUUAUAUUUUUUCUAUUUAGACAGUUUAUACACACACACACAGAAAGAAGUCUAAUUUGGAG
This is a messenger RNA of Theobroma umbraticum, 3043 nucleotides long. The record is from RefSeq and is a predicted model, not a curated record. NCBI's taxonomy places the organism in Eukaryota, Viridiplantae, Streptophyta, Magnoliopsida, Malvales, Malvaceae.